Molecule: messenger RNA, 1008 nt
Organism: Dissoconium aciculare CBS 342.82
Lineage: Eukaryota; Fungi; Ascomycota; Dothideomycetes; Mycosphaerellales; Dissoconiaceae
Exons: 1
Coding region: 271-936 (221 amino acids)
Source: RefSeq, a predicted model, not a curated record
GCGAUCGUAGCGACAAUUCCCGAGCAAGGAAUCUGCUGUGGAGCCACGAAUGAUUAUCACGUUGCCAAUUACACUUCCAAGAACACUGUUCGUCAGCGGAAGCUUUACGCUUGGAUUUCUAGACUUUGGUACUACAAAAGACCAGCUCACGAGAUAUAUCGGUUGCACCUGCAUCACCACCGGGGGAAAUCGCAUUCAAAAAUCGAGCUCUGGCUACUUGAACUCCUUCACAAGAUACUCACACACUAGUCCUACACUUCUCGCGUGAAAAUGAAAACUUCCAGAAAUUCAACCACUUACUCGAACCAACGAAAGGAUAGCAAACACAAUUUGGACAUGACUUUCCUCGACCACUUUGCAAGAAUCGAUUAUCAUCAAAGCGAAUAUCUGAUCGAUCGCGAAUCAAGAGACCCACGAAAAUCAGAAACGGGCAACUUUCAUAUGAAAAUGACGUUCCAUGAUGCUAGCAACUCCGAGGAGACCGUCCACCGCAGCUUUUCACAUGAACCGCGCGCGCCACAUCUCCGCCGAGUGCCCGGCCAUUCAAACAUGGCCGACGAGCUCGGCUCGCAAUUCAGCGACAUCAAAUACGACUUGUACAGCACCGAUGACGACACAGAAAGCCAUCUCGAAAUGUCCCGCCGAGGAAGCCACGAUCGAGAAGAAGCACACAACUACGUCCUCGCAAGCGACUUGAUUACACCAAGGACGUCUGACCUGGAACAUUGGCGCUCACAGAUACCCCGGAACGGAAGUGUCGAUGAACCCGUCACCCGACCACCUUCAGUGAUUGAUGGCAUCGGCAGCGGGGUCUCCUCGGGUGCUUGCAGUCCCGUCAAGCGUUCUAGCUUGGCUUUUGCGAGCUCGAACCCGCCGACUUCGAAGAACGGACUCGACAGGAGCGAUGUGCGCGCGAAACCUCGGGCGGGAUCAUGAUAUCCAUGGUCUUAGCCACCAAGCGCGAUCCCAACGCCUGAUGAUCGCAGAUCAAACUCGUCUGAAAACAGG